Phialemonium atrogriseum is the source of this 3120-nucleotide messenger RNA. Its product is annotated as Pkinase-domain-containing protein. The transcript is spliced from 4 exons. NCBI's taxonomy places the organism in Eukaryota, Fungi, Ascomycota, Sordariomycetes, Cephalothecales, Cephalothecaceae. Gene Ontology annotation, molecular function: ATP binding; protein serine/threonine kinase activity; protein binding. Gene Ontology annotation, biological process: mitotic spindle organization; protein phosphorylation. Bases 95 to 3088 code for a protein of 997 amino acids. The record is from RefSeq and is a predicted model, not a curated record. Gene Ontology annotation, cellular component: spindle pole body; spindle pole; cytoplasm.
GUUCACUUGGGCAUCUCGUGAACAGCGACUUUAAAGCUAGCCACUCCCGACUUCCACUCCUGUCAGAUAUUUUGGCCUAUGAAACGCGGGAAGGAUGGGUGUUAAGGGCGUCGACAUGGAGGCCCUAUCGCCAAGAGAUGCGAAUGCUCUGCGGCCUCGGACUAACGACCUGAAGCCAAAAACAACUGCGCAGGUGAAGCCGGCCAAGGAGAAAGAUCACCCUCCUCCGCCUCCGAACAAUGUCACCGAGCCACCAUGCAUCGACCGCAGGGAGGGCGCUGUCUACCAGGUUGGCAAGCUUCUUGGGAAAGGAGGCUUCGCCAUUUGUUACGAGGGGAAGUUGGCUGCGACAUCAAAGCGAUAUGCGCUGAAGAUUGUCAAGAGUCAGAUGCCGCUUAAGAUGGAGCAGAAGUUCCAAACCGAGCUCCAGAUCCACUCAAAGAUGAAGCAGCAAAACAUCGUCCAGUUCCACAGGGCGUUCUCAUUUGAAAACUGCACCUAUCUCGUCCUAGAGCUGUGUCCGAAUGGGUCUCUUAUGGAUAUGGUCAAACGGCGAAAGGGCCUGACGGAACCCGAGGUCCGAUUCUAUUCCGUCCAGAUUGCCGGCGCUAUCAAGUACAUGCACAGCAAGGGAAUCAUCCACCGUGACCUAAAGAUGGGCAACAUUUUCCUGGACAAGCACAUGAAUGCCAAGAUUGGGGACUUUGGGCUGGCUGCAUUGCUUGUCACUGGCAAGGAUAUGCACACGAUUCGGAGAACUACCUUGUGCGGGACUCCGAACUAUAUCGCCCCUGAGAUCCUCGAGAAAGGCAAGAAAGGCCACGACCACAUGGUUGACAUCUGGAGUUUGGGUAUUAUCAUGUUUGCGAUGCUCACCUCAAAGCCUCCGUUCCAGUCUUCCACGACCGACGAGAUAUACCGUCGUGCAAGAGAGCGAGACUACGAGUGGCCGAUAGCAGAAACUGCGCAGAAGUACGUCAGCCAGGAGGCCAAGGAGCUCGUAGCCAGAAUGCUCCAGGACGCAGACAUGAGGCCUAGCCCAGACGAGAUUAUCGAAGAUGACUUCUUCGUCUGCGGCUACAUGCCUGUCCCGUCGGAUAUUACAUCAAAACUCCGCGACUGCCCACCAGAGAAUCCGGCCUUCUACGAGCGCGCUACGAAUGCCCAGAUGAUGGACCAGAACCGCCGCAACCUGGAAGAGAUGUGCUGUGAAUGUGGUGUUGGACCAUGGGGCGGGUCCCAACUGGUGCUUAAAAAGAUAUGGAGGGAGUGCGCCGAGGAGGAACAAUAUGGCCUCACCCCAGCCAUUCCUCUCGCCAAGGGCAUUGUGUACAGGCCUUUGGACGACGUUCGGAACGAACAAAGACUUCAAAGCCGACUCGCAGUCCAGCAGCCCCAACCGCAGCCUCAAUCGUCCCAGCUGGGAGACCGAUCUGAGGAGCUGAGCAACUUAUCCCAAAGUGCGUUCCCACCGAAGGCACCGUCAGGGCUUCUUCGAGCGCCGCCCCAGAGCUUCGCAGCGCAACAGCGAGCACAGAACAAACCAGCAUCAACGUUCGGGAUUCUCCGGACCCAGACGGUGGCUGAGCCCGUGUCCAGGGAUGCUGGCACUUUACGCGCGCGGACGAGGCGUGAACCGGCGGUCGAGGAGAAGACCGAUGCGCCUGCACCUACAUCCAGGGGCAUAGCCCGCACCCUUCGGAAUCACCUCUCAUCCAGAGCUCGAGUACCUUCAGACGGACCCGCCACGCAGUCGGUUCAACAACAGAGCUCCUCGAAGGAGAAGGCCAAGGAAGAACGAACUACUCUGUUCAGUCCCUCGGAGUAUAAAGAAGACGUGCCGGGCACACGGCCCGACGUGGUUCUAGACCGACUGCGAAAGCUUCAGGCAGAGCUCGAACGCGCACUCAACGCGCGCUCUAUGGCGAUAUUGUCUUCGAAGGACAAAACACCGUCGCCGCCUCAUAUCGUCGUGAAAUGGGUUGACUACACAAACAAGUUCGGCCUGGGAUACAUCCUGAACGACGGAAGUGUAGGGUGCAUCCUCCGGAACAUCCCCACACAAGAAGGGACCAAGAGUGGACUGCUGCCGCCAGCAUGCAUGCUCGUCCGCGGAGCGGAACGACACUGUUUACGAAAGGAUGACCCAUCCUACACAGACAGGCAUCAGAUCGUCCCCAUGACGGAGGGAAUAUACUUCUACGAGAACAACGGCGAGGAGGGUCUUUCUCGUGUGCGAGUCACGCCUGAGAUGUUCAGAAUACCAAUGAAUUCUGACGGCACGGUCGGCAAACUGUCGGCCGGCAAGGAUAUCUACGAUCACCGCAAACGAGAGCGAAUCGUGCUCUGGAAGAAGUUCGCCAAUUACAUGAUCGCGUACGGACGGGAAAUCGAAGGACCAGAACAGGCAGAUGAGCAGGCACUUCAGGUGCCAACCAUCACGGAUCCUACUGCCGCUCCGAGCGAUAUCGUCACCUUUUAUCAACGAUUCGGGGACGUCGGCUGUUGGAUGUUCUGCGAUGGGCACAUGCAGUUCAACUUCCCCGAUCAUACCAAGAUCGUCCUAGACUCGACCGGAACAUGGUGCCACUUCUGGCACCUCCCCCAAGAAGCAGCGAAGCGGCUCGAGGAGACGGGGUCGCUGGACGAGUCGGCGCUGGAUAACAGGACGGUGCUCUCGUAUCCGGUGCAGACGCUCCUCAACUUCUCGACGGUGCCGAAGCAGCCGGUGCAGCGGGCGGGCGGCAGCCGCAGCGCCAGCGCCACGACGCGGCGGCGGCCCGAGAUCAGCCCGGAGCUGCGGGGCAUACCGGCGGCGAACCAGUUCCGGCGCAAGGUCGAGUUCGUGCGCGACGUGAUGCGCGAGUGGAGCGCCAACGGCGGCGUGGGCAACAGCGACAUGAGCCGCGCCGGCCGCCUGCGGUGGACGGGCGUCCGCGAGACCCGCAACGUCGCCAUACCGGCCAAGCACGUCUGGGUCAGCAUCGGCGCCCGAUGGGGGGACGAGCGCCUGUCGGCGUACGUGGACCCGCGGAACCCGGCGGAGCUGGGGCCGGAUAUCGACGAGGGGAAGAAGCAGGGUAAAUAAUUAAAGGGGGUGUGGGGGGCGUGUGUGACUGC